AUGCACGCCCUAAGGAGAGACCUUAUCGAAUGCAUUCACAAAUCCACUGCCCGUCUUUCUGCCUGUAUCUGCGGCUCAGGGACCUCAAUGAUUUCUUCUCUUACCCAAGUUCCAGGCUGCAGUAAGACUUUGAUUUAUGCGGAGACAAUUUACUCCUUACCGGCCAUCCACCGCGCCCUUGGCUAUACUCCUAAAAGUGUUGUAAGCAAUGCGGUUGCCAGGCAGCUCGCUCAGCGCGCAUUUUACCACAACAAAGCCCUCAUAAAACCUUUUGAAGGGGAUAUUUCAUUAAAUUCCUCAUUUUUAAUGGGUGUAGGAGUGACCUCAGCGAUUCAAACCAAUUUCAAACGCAAUGAUAAGGAUCGUAUGCACAUGUGUAUUUGGUCCGCACAUGUAAAUCCCGAAUUAGGGGAAACCACCGAAGAUGCGGAUCAGAUUGAAGCCCUACGAAAGGCUAACUUACACAUUAGCGUGAGGGAUUUCUACGUAGAACCACCUCCGGGUUGGGAUCGUUAUCAGCAGGAUGACUAUAUUGAAUUGGUUAUUCUCUACAAUAUCGCGAAAGUUAUCCGGGAAGAGUGCACAUGCCCUGACGAGAUCGAUUCUAUUCUUCGCAUGCUUUCAUCCCCAUCAUUUAUUUCGACAUUAGGCCCGGCGCCAUCGUCGUCAUCGUCGCCUUUGCUCGACGUUGCAUCGCCUUCGAUUUUCAGGGUAUCCGCCACCGAUCGGGUCGCCGAGGCGGUUCAAUUCGUGCUCGAUGGCAAAACCAGCAGUGUUAGGUUUAACGAGUUCGGUGAGAUUCGCUGCGAGGUUCCGCCCUACACGCCUGAGGUGCACACCAUACGAAAAAGCACCCUCUCAUCGUCCGCGAAUCCAAACGAUUCCCGCAUCAAGGCGGAAAACCCGAUCCGCCUUCUCUUUCCAGGUUCGUUUCGCCCUCUGCAUUUUGGGCAUACGGAGCUGGCGCGGGCGGCAUUGCGCGCGCUCACGCGCAAGCGGCCUGAGGAGGAAAAAGCGGAAAAGGAGGAGAGGGGAGGCCUUUACGCGCGCACGCGAAUCACCUACGAGAUCACGGUCAACAUUCUCGACAAGGGCCGUGUUUCCUGUGAGGAUCUCACCACCCGCAUCUGUCAGUUUCUCCAGCGCGGCGAACGUGUCGCCGUGACGAACGCCUCGCUUUUUACGGAAAAGGCACUUCUUUUCCCUGGCGUGGGAUUUAUUGUGGGUGUGGAUACCGCCCGACGGAUUCUCGAUCCUCGAUAUUACGAGGGAGGGGAUGUGGUGCAGGCCCUUUUGGACGGCAUCGGCAAGCGCGGCUCUUAUUUUAUCGUCGGCGGCCGUUCGGUCGCUAGGAAAGAUCCGGGAAAGAAGGGGAACCAAGUUGUGUGGGAGGACUUGCGUUCACUCGAGAUCCCGGACGCGCUUCGACACCUGUUUAUAGGCUUGGAGGAAAGUGAGUUUCGUAUUGAUAUUAGCUCGACUGAAUUGCGCGCAAGGUUGGGGAUGACGUAA
This is a messenger RNA of Phytomonas sp. Hart1, 1512 nucleotides long. The record is from the annotation of a GenBank genome assembly. NCBI's taxonomy places the organism in Eukaryota, Euglenozoa, Kinetoplastea, Trypanosomatida, Trypanosomatidae.